Branchiostoma belcheri (Belcher's lancelet) is the source of this 373-nucleotide messenger RNA. Its product is annotated as succinate--hydroxymethylglutarate CoA-transferase-like. Gene Ontology annotation, molecular function: catalytic activity. Lineage: Eukaryota; Metazoa; Chordata; Leptocardii; Amphioxiformes; Branchiostomatidae. The coding region runs from base 11 to 373 and encodes 120 amino acids. The transcript has 5 exons. The record is from RefSeq and is a predicted model, not a curated record.
UCAUCACAAAAUGGCGUCUGCUGCUUCGAAAAUGGCAUUUCGUCUGCUGUUGCCGAAACUUCACACCAGAAGAUUUUGCAGUAGUGUGGCAGCAGCUGACCUACCUCUAAGUGGAAUCAGGGUGUUAGACUUGACAAGGGUCUUGGCCGGGCCUUUUGCAACGAUGAUCCUGGGUGACCUUGGAGCAGAGGUCAUCAAGGUGGAGAGACCAGGUACGGGGGAUGACACGCGAACCUGGGGUCCGCCCUUCUGUGGAACAGAGUCAGCCUACUUCCUCUCAGUCAACAGGAACAAGAAGAGUAUUGCUGUAAACCUCAAAGAUCCAAAGGGGGCCAAGAUUAUCAAACAGGUAAAUCUUACUAACACUGAGUAG